GUAUUAUGCUACAUAGGUGCUAAAGCAAUUAACUCAAAAUGGAGUCUAAUAAUACUUUAACAGUUAUUAAUCAACGUAAUAAAACACAUCUCCUCUUUCUAAUCGUUUGAAACCUUGACUUUUUCGCCGCCGCGUGGAAACGCCGUACGCUCCUACCUCCGCCGUUCCCAAUCGUAUCUGUCCACUCAAAGAGUCAUAUCUACUCCACCCCGUAUCUCAGCUUCAUAAGCUCACAAAAUAACGUUAAUGUCACCAACUAUACGUGAGCCCUUUUGCGUGAAAACUCGUACCGGCCCCGGUUCCUCUGAAUGACGGCGCUUUUCAGUUCGUAAACAGGAAAAAGGAGAAUGGACGAGGUUCAGCUGUUGUCCAAGAAAGUUGCCGAUCGUUACCUGAAACGCGAGGUCCUCGGUGAAGGCACAUACGGUGUCGUUUACAAAGCUAUCGACACCAAGUGCCGUGUGCUGUUAUCAAUUUUGGUUGUAUCCCUAUUGGCCUCUAUUUCUCAAAUAAUUGGUGUUCUAGGGUUGUUUGAGUAUUCUGCUAGCGGGAAGAUUAGCUGUGUUUUCUCUUGUUCUGAUCUAUCGACGGGGCAAACAGUUGCCAUCAAGAAGAUUCGACUUGGGAAGCAGAAGGAAGGGGUGAACUUCACAGCUUUGAGAGAAAUUAAAUUGCUAAAGGAGCUUAAGGACCCAAAUAUAAUAGAAUUGAUUGAUGCAUUCCCUCAUAAAGGGAACUUGCACCUUGUGUUUGAGUUCAUGGAGACAGAUCUGGAAGCUGUUAUUCGUGAUAGAAACAUCUUUCUCUCUCCAGCUGAUAUCAAGUCGUACAUUCAGAUGACUCUGAAAGGUCUUGCAUUUUGCCAUAAGAAAUGGGUCUUGCAUAGGGAUAUGAAACCGAACAACUUGCUUAUUGGACCUGGGGGUCAACUUAAACUCGCUGAUUUCGGAUUAGCUCGUAUAUUUGGGAGCCCGGAUCGAAGAUUCACUCACCAGGUAUACGUCUCUCUGGUCGAUCCAGACCAAGACAUCUCAGACUUGUUGCAUGCAAUGAAGGUGUUGAUUCGUGUGUUCUCAACAGCGCCAGAGCUGCUGUUCGGCGCUAAGCAAUAUGGUCCAGGGGUAGAUGUGUGGGCUGCAGCAUGUAUAUUUGCUGAACUACUUCUACGCCGGCCUUUCCUGCAGGGAAAUACUGAUAUGGAUCAACUAGGAAAGAUAUUCGGUGUUUUCGGUACCCCAAAAAGAUCACAGUGGCCAGAUAUGGUGUAUCUUCCCGAUUAUUUGGAAUACCAAUAUGCGCCUGCUCAACCAUUGCGCACAUUAUUCCCCGUGGCCAGUGAUGAUGCUUUGGACCUUUUAGGGAAGAUGUUUAUGUAUGAUCCGAAAGCUAGAAUUUCAGCACAACAGGCUUUGGAGCAUCGCUACUUUACUUCCACGCCUCCACCAACUGAACCUGUUAUGCUUCCAAGACCUCCUCCAAAGAAGGAUUCCAUCAAUUCAAAGGUCCCAGACUUGAAUCCUGUAGCGGGGCCCACGGUGUUGUCUCCUCCAAGAAAGCAAAGAAGGGUGAUGCCUAACCGUGAGACGUUUGAUGCGACUGCUCGGGAGGUGGAGAAUAUUGUAGACUAUGGGAAUGAGUUAAGGCAGACAGGUGAGAGGGGCGAACAAGCUCCAAUGUCUCUGGAAUUCUCCGCUUUAGGAGCGGGGUAUCCAAAUAGACCAACAAUUACCAGUGCGGACAGAUCACAUUUAAAGAGGAAACUUGAUCUUGAAUUUCAACUGCCUGAAGAAGAAGAAGAAGAAGACGAUUAACUUCCAGACGAGUUUUGCCUUGUUUUUCAGAUUUUUUGCUCUGUGUAAUGUCUGUUCUGCGAAGUUUCAUGUUUUCAUCAAGGAAACAGUGCCAACAAUCGAAAGGAGUGAUUAGCGAUUUGUCUCUGUAUCGUGUUCGAUUUUAUUAGAUGGUACGUAAAAAAAGGAUCAAAGUUAUUGUUAUAUUUUUGCUGUUGAACGUUUGUCUGUGGUUUGGAUAUGUUAAUUAAACUUGAUAAUUGUUUGUUAUUGUAAUGAGUUAAUGAG
Molecule: messenger RNA, 2078 nt
Organism: Striga asiatica
Lineage: Eukaryota; Viridiplantae; Streptophyta; Magnoliopsida; Lamiales; Orobanchaceae
Source: the annotation of a GenBank genome assembly